AUGCCGAAAGUGGUCAUAGCAGGUGCAGGUCUUGUUGGAGCAUUGAACGCGUGCUACUUUGCUAAACGAGGAUGGCAAGUGGAAGUUUACGAAGCUCGUAAGGAUAUACGCACGAUGGAACACGUACAAGGGCGUAGCAUUAAUCUAGCACUGUCUGAGCGAGGAAAAUCCGCGUUAUCCGCAGUUGGUCUCAGUGAUUAUAUCGUCAAUGAAGGUGUGAAGAUGGAUGCUCGAUUGGUGCAUGGCAUUGAUGGUGUUUCAACGGAUCGACAACCAUACGGACAUCCCGGUCAGCAUAUUGUUUCAAUAAAUCGACGCCAUCUGAAUGAAGUAAUGAUCAGUCAGGCCGAGAAAUAUGAAGAAGUGAAUUUCUUCUUUGAACAUAAAGUGCUCAAAGUUGACUUGGACUCGAAACAGCUUAUUUUGAAACGAAUGGAAGAUGGUGAAGAGAUCUGUGUGCGAGCAGAUUUGAUCUGCGCUUGUGACGGCGCUUAUUCGGCCAUUAGACGCGCACUUUCGACUCAACCUUGUUUUGAUUACUCACAAGAGUACAUUGAGCAUGGUUACAUUGAGCUCAACAUUCUACCAAAAAAUGAUCAGUUUGCACUCGAGCCGAACGUCUUUCACUUGUGGCCUCGGGGUAAUUUCUGCUUGAUCGCUUUGGCAAAUAUCGACAAAACUUUUACGGUCACUAUUUUUGCUCCAUUCCAAAUAUUCGAGCAGCACAUGAGCGAUGAUGAAAGUAUUGUCGAUUUCUUCACGAAAAACUUUCCAGAUGCAACUGAACUUAUCGGAACUGAAUCAUUGCUGGAGACAUUUCAUCGUGUGAAACCGUUGCCGCUUGUUUCGAUCAAAUGUAAACCACAUAAUUUCGGUGAUUGUGUACUGUUGAUGGGUGACGCUGCACACGCGAUGGUACCAUUUUAUGGACAAGGCAUGAAUGCUGGAUUCGAGGAUUGUCUGGUGCUUAGCGAAGUUCUCGACCAAAUCGGCGAUAAAGAUAUCGCUGGUGUUUUGAAACAUUAUUCAGCAAAACGAGUGAAAGAUGCGCAUGCGAUAAACGAUCUUGCAAUGUACAAUUAUUGUGAGUUGCGCGAUCUCGUCAAUCAUGCAUCGUUCAAACUGCGCAGAAAAUUCGACUUAUUUCUCAACCGAAUUUUUCCACGUAUUUGGAUUCCACUCUAUGGGAUGGUGACAUUCUCGAGAAUCCGAUAUCACGAAGUUAUUGAACGCAAGAAGCGGCAAGAUCGGGUAGGUGUUAAAGAUUUUGCGAAUUUUAAUUUUUUGCACUGA
This is a messenger RNA of Anisakis simplex (herring worm), 1293 nucleotides long. NCBI's taxonomy places the organism in Eukaryota, Metazoa, Nematoda, Chromadorea, Rhabditida, Anisakidae. The record is from the annotation of a GenBank genome assembly.